AUGGAGGAAGGUGAUGAAGUUUUCCAGUCCCAGCUUCCUGGUACGAGUGGCCAAUGGGAGACAACACAUCAGCUACAGAAGAAAUCAGUCUCCCAGCGUGGCCUGCACUCUGGACUGUGCCCUAGGAGUGUCAGUCGGAGGGGAGAGAGGCGGCACCGUGAGAAACACGUUCCCUGGAAGCUCCACCUUGGGACUGUAUCGGAAGGCAGUGAAGUCUGCCUAACUAAUCCAGACUUUGAACAAUUUCAACUGCAGAAUGCAGUGGUGUUUGAAAGACUUGGUCUGUGCCACGUGCUAGUGAUCUUUCUGCAAACGGCAAAAACUGAGAUCACACGCCGGGAAGCACGGGGGAGCUUUGCAGAAAGAAGUACGAAUAAUAACCAGCUUUCGCGUCCACGCCGUGCGCCAAGAAGACGCUUCAUUCCGCGGCUCGCCUUCUUACGUCCAGCUGUGAUUUAUCUGUUUUCUGUUCUUCCUUUUUUUUUUUUUUUUGGUCAAGCUCUGCUAAUAAUUCCGUCCCGUCCCCCCUUGCUGCAUCUAACAAACAGGGCUUGUGUCCGCCGGGGGUGGAGGGGGCAGAAAAACAGCCCUGCCAGACGAGGCACGGCGCUCAGGCUGUGCCCAGCAAAACUGCCGGCGUGCAGAAACUCCCCGGGCUCGGAGGAACCAUCUGCCUUUUUAAGCCGCCCAGUCCCCAGCGCCGCACCUCGCCCGCAGCAGCGCUGCCCCCCCGCCGCCGCCGCCGCCAAAUCACGUCGCCUCUCACGGCGAGCGCGGCCGGGGCGAAGCUCGCAGCCGCCGGCCCCGGGGGGCCAGGGCAGACCCGGCCUGAGCUGCAAAUGCAAAGGGACAUUGCAUCAUAUCGCAUCACAUCACGUCAUAUCGUAUCUCCCAUCCUAUCAUGUCAUCAGAGUAUUGAAUAAAAUUCCUAUGUGCAUUUACGUAUACGCGUUGAUAUGCCGCACCAUUUGUUUUCUUUUAAGCGUGAACGGGCUGAAACGUAAAUGCGGGACGAAUAUUUCAGAUCUGAUCAAAUUUAAUUAG
Molecule: messenger RNA, 1044 nt
Organism: Dromaius novaehollandiae (emu)
Lineage: Eukaryota; Metazoa; Chordata; Aves; Casuariiformes; Dromaiidae
Exons: 4
Coding region: 1-1044 (347 amino acids)
Source: RefSeq, a predicted model, not a curated record